Molecule: messenger RNA, 531 nt
Organism: Seminavis robusta
Lineage: Eukaryota; Bacillariophyta; Bacillariophyceae; Naviculales; Naviculaceae
Source: the annotation of a GenBank genome assembly
AUGGUGCCUUCAGAUGUUCCCACUCCCUGCCAACCAACAACAGUGACAAUCGACGAUGGACCCAAUGUUGCGUUCCUAGACAACACAGGCACUCCUAUCACUAGUGAGAAUGGUUGGUACACGCAGGGAGGCCUGCAUAGUGACAACUCUGAGCAAGUAAGCAUGGGAAUCGUGGACAGUGGAGGAAGCUUGUACAUGGUGGUGGUGUACAACCAAAGAUUUGGGCGUGGCGGUCGUGGCGAGGCAGACAUUGAAGUCACUGGGACAACAGGCUUGGUGCUUGUGGAUGAUAGUGGAGAAGUUCGUUAUUCAUCAGGAACCAUCAGUGGAGACUUUAAAUGGGGUGGAGCCCAUCCAGAUGGCUUUGUGGCUUCUGUCGAUUCAGGAAGCACUGUUUGCAUCACCCACAAAAAGCCAAUCACCACAGGACUGACCAGCUUUCGCUUCAUUCAAGGUGACAAUUCAGAAACGAUAUAUGCAUCAUCCCUCUCAGAGAUUACAUGCACCGAGUUUUGUGUAGAAAUCCCAUGA